Molecule: messenger RNA, 694 nt
Organism: Jaculus jaculus (lesser Egyptian jerboa)
Lineage: Eukaryota; Metazoa; Chordata; Mammalia; Rodentia; Dipodidae
Product: chromobox protein homolog 1
Exons: 2
Coding region: 1-582 (193 amino acids)
Biological process (GO): chromatin organization; negative regulation of transcription by RNA polymerase II
Cellular component (GO): nucleus; pericentric heterochromatin
Molecular function (GO): chromatin binding
Source: RefSeq, a predicted model, not a curated record
AUGGAGCUUAGCAGAGCUGGCGGGCACUAUGGGGAAAAACAAAACAAGAAGAAAGUGGAGGAAGUGCUUGAAGAAGAGGAAGAGGAAUAUGUGGUGGAAAAAGCUCUUGAUCGACGAGUUGUCAAGGGAAAAGUAGAAUAUCUCCUAAAGUGGAAGGGUUUCUCAGAUGAGGACAAUACGUGGGAGCCAGAAGAGAACCUGGAUUGCCCUGACCUGAUCCCUGAGUUUCUACAGUCACAGAAAACAGCACAUGAGACAGAUAUAUCAGAGGGAGGCAAGCGAAAAGCCGACUCUGAUUCUGAAGAUAAGGGAGAGGAGAGCAAACCAAAGAAGAAAAAAGAAGAGUCAGAAAAGCCACAAGGCUUUGCCCGAGGUUUGGAGCCAGAGCGGAUUAUUGGAGCUACAGACUCCAGUGGAGAGCUCAUGUUCCUGAUGAAAUGGAAAAACUCUGAUGAGGCUGACCUGGUCCCUGCCAAGGAAGCCAAUGUCAAGUGCCCACAGGUUGUCAUAUCCUAUGAGGAAAGGCUGACGUGGCAUUCCUACCCCUCAGAGGAUGAUGACAAAAAAGACGACAAGAAUUAACUCUCUUGAGUAUCAGCCCCUGUCACCUCUUGACUGUGGGCUUCAAGGGGGGAGGGAAGGAAUUCUACUUGUCUUCACACCAUAAAGGUGGCUUGAGAAGAUGUCCUUUGAA